AUGUUGGGUUUCAUGUUUUUGGCUGUAAAUAUAUGUAGAUACGCAUUAGAUGUGAAUGUGGAGAGGGCAGAGGAUGUUCUCACACAUAAAAGACUGCUGCUUCUCGCAGAAGAUCCUGCUAAUAGACCUGCCUUUGAUGUUCGCCUUGUGCAGGUCCAUCCUACCUCCUACGGAAAUACUACUGAUUUCAUUGAUUGUGGAAUGAACGCAGAAGCUCAAAGUUGUUCUAGUCAUCAUAACCGACAGGGAAUCCAUCCUCCGCCUACCUUUGGUUCAUCACCAAAUCUUGAAGCCCUUUUGCUUCAAGCUAACAGAAGUCAUGCUGAUGAUGGAGAUAGCAUUGUGAAUUCUACUUCACAGAUUUCUCG
Molecule: messenger RNA, 368 nt
Organism: Ilex paraguariensis (yerba mate)
Lineage: Eukaryota; Viridiplantae; Streptophyta; Magnoliopsida; Aquifoliales; Aquifoliaceae
Source: the annotation of a GenBank genome assembly